This is a messenger RNA of Ostertagia ostertagi, 312 nucleotides long. Lineage: Eukaryota; Metazoa; Nematoda; Chromadorea; Rhabditida; Trichostrongylidae. The record is from the annotation of a GenBank genome assembly.
AUGAUUAUGGAAAAAUUGACUUCAUCAGAAGGUGCUUCAGUGGUUUUUCAGUGCCUAUUCGAACACUAUGAUGUAGAGGAACGCAAGCGCGAAAGUGUGUGGAAAAAAAUGAAAGGCCGUCUGGAUCAACGCGUACGCAAUACCAGAAGGCCAGUGGGACACACAGUGGCAAGGGGGAACAGAAAUGGAUCGGAGGAGGACGAAGAUGCGGCAGCCGCACUCGAAAGAAUAAGAUUGGCAGAUGAGGAUCCGCAAAUGGUGGCGAUUACAGGCCGCGAGCGCAACAGGGGAAGAUCGAAACCACGAAGAUGA